AUGAUGCACUUAGAAUACCUCAUCCCACUCACCGUCCUCAUCCACCUCCUCCUCGCCCCCUCCACCAAAGUCGAAGAAUCCUUCUCCAUCCAAGCCGCCCACGACAUCCUCGUCUACGGCACGCCCACCACAGACAUCAACACGCGCUUGCGCGAGUCCUAUGACCACCUCACCUUCCCGGGGGCCGUGCCGCGCUCCUUCAUCGGCCCCUUGCUCCUGGCGGGCGUGUCGCAGACGCUCGUGGCCGUGCUGGGGUUCCAUCGCGCGCAGUUCGUCGUGAGGGCAGUGCUGGGACUUUUCAAUGCGGGGUGUUUGGUGGUGUUUGCGAGGGGGGUGAGGAGGGCUUUUGGGGGGUGGGCGGGGUGUUGGUUUGUGAUGUUGUUGAGUAGUCAGUUUCAUGUCAUGUUUUAUGCGUCGAGGACGUUGCCGAACAUGUUUGCCUUUGGACUGACUACCCUGGCAUUUUCAUUCCUCUUGCCUCCGAAAGAAGCCAAGGAAGCCCCCCGACGCCAGAGACUAGCCAUCACCCUCCUCGUCUUCUCAGCCAUCAUCUUCCGCGCCGAGCUAGCCAUCCUCCUCGGCACCACAGGCCUCUACCUCCUCUUAACGGGCCAAACGAACCUCAUCAAUCUUAUCCAGCCUUUCAUCAUCUCCUCCUUCGUGGCCCUCGCCGUAUCCGUCCCCAUCGACUCGUACUUCUGGCAAAAGCCCCUCUGGCCCGAACUCUGGGGGUUCUACUUCAACGCCAUCCUGGGCUCCUCGUCCGACUGGGGCGUUUCCCCCUGGCAUUACUACUUCACCUCCGCCAUCCCGCGCAUCAUCCUCAACCCGUACGCCCUACUCGUGCUCAUCCCGCUAGCCGUCUUUAACCCCGCCACAUCCCGCGCCGCGCGCUCUCUCCUCGUCCCCAGCCUCUUAUUCGUAGCCAUCUACUCCCUGCAACCGCACAAGGAAACCCGCUUCAUCUUCUACGUCUCGCCACCCCUCACCGCCACCGCUUCGCUGGGCGCAUCCACGCUGUCCCUUCGCGCGGCGAAAUCCACCAUUGCGCGCCUCAUGACGCUCGCGCUCGUCCUCUCUGUGCUCGCGACCACACUCGCCUCCUCCGCUAUGCUUCUCUUCUCAUCGCUAAACUACCCCGGCGGAGACGCCCUGUCGCACCUCGCAGACGUCCUCGCCAACGACCCCCGCUCCGACGUCUCCGUGCACGCCGACGUUUUUACCUGCAUGACGGGGCUGACGCUCUUCACUACGAAUCCUUAUGGUGUACCCUACGGAUCUAAGCAGCCUAACGGCGUAACCGUGCGCUUCGACAAGACCGAAGACGAAGAGACCCUAAAGGACCCGGAAUUUUGGAACUCCUUCGAUUACCUCCUUGUCGAGACCGGUACCACUCCCCCGAGCGGCUCGUGGGAGACCCUCGCCGUCGUAGAGGGCCUCUCCGGUCUGGAGAUCCUUAAACCGCGCGACGUGGAUCCCCACGAUGCGAAGGUUAGGGGACAUCUAGUGGGGAAGGGCGAGGAGGUCGCGUGGUUGAGGCAUUGGGUUAGGCUGGCUACGGGGGGUUGGUGGGUUGGGCCGAGGAUGGUGCCGAGGAUCAAGGUGUUGGGGAGGCGGGAGAGUUCGGGGGCUAAACCGAGCGGGAGCUUUGGGGUGUAG
Messenger RNA from Scedosporium apiospermum, 1659 nucleotides. Its product is annotated as Alg9-like mannosyltransferase. The record is from RefSeq and is a predicted model, not a curated record. Gene Ontology annotation, biological process: protein N-linked glycosylation. The transcript has 3 exons. Lineage: Eukaryota; Fungi; Ascomycota; Sordariomycetes; Microascales; Microascaceae. The coding region runs from base 1 to 1659 and encodes 552 amino acids. Gene Ontology annotation, cellular component: endoplasmic reticulum membrane. Gene Ontology annotation, molecular function: alpha-1,6-mannosyltransferase activity.